CUUCUGCCAGGUGACUCCUGCCUCGUAACCCAGUAGCACCCAGCUCCACCAAUCUGAGGAGUCACAGCUGAUUACUGCUGUGGCUAAUCCCUGGAUUGUCUUACUGUCCUCUGGUUGGUUUCUCUGCUCUUCUAUCAUUUAAACUCAUUCCCAAAAUUAAAUUACCUGUUUGUUAAGACCUAGACUGGUUUCCGUUUUCCAUACUAGACCCUGACUGAUGGAGUCGAACCAUCUUUCUGUGUUUUCUCGCAUGUUGUGUGAACACAGUAAAUGCUCAGUUAUAAUGAUGUUAAUGAAAAAGGAAAACCAGCUUAUCCAAAAGAAGUAGUGCUUUGCUCUGUUCAUUUACUUUAUAAGUCAAGCUGACUAAAACUACAUAUUUGUCAUAACUGAAAAACAGAAAGUAGAAACAUUUGCCUGAGUUUUUUUCUGAGGAGUCGGUCUUGUACCUUUCACUCUGGUGUCAAGAGUGGACCCUUUGAUCUUGAGAAUCUCUUCCAUCUUUAUCAACCAUGACUUUAUCGUGGGACGAAUCUGUCUUGGUUUGGGUGGGGCUGUGCUUUCUAAUCGCAGCAGAACGAGCCCAAUGCCGUGUCGCUGGUUUUGCUCACGGUGACUUUGGUGGCGACUCUGCACCCUUGGCUUUCCCAUCACAAGCCUGGUUGUUGUGACCCGCAGUCCUGUUCAUAUGCCAGCCCCUGUUCUUGGCCUCCACACAAGGGUUCCCACAAGGGUUCCAUUUGAGAUGGUGGUUUCCAAGAUUGGGGGUAUCUGCUUGCUAGCCCUGGAUUUGAGACCACCAGCUUGUUUUUCCAAGCAUUAAUAUCUCAGUGAUCUCCAAACAUAUUUUCUUUUCCGGAAUGCUUUCCAAAAGGUUUGUAAGAAUGUCUCUCAAACUUUUCUUUUGAAGGCACCAGGGCCUGAGUGGGGGGGCAAGGGUAAUAUAAAUUAUAACUUGGCUGGCUAGUAUUUAAAACUUUAUCCAAAAAAUAUUUUUCUCCUUAAAAAAACCACCUCUUUCUACAUAUUUAAGUAAUUCAUUUGAGAGAAAUAACUACUCAGCUAUUCACAUAGCCAGCCCUUGGCAGCUUCGGUUCAAAAUGCUCUGAAACCAGUCAACUACAAAGUUUCAGAUGUUUUCUUUGAAAGCUCAACUUAACCUGCACUACCACGGUGGUGCGAAAAGUGACAACUCAUUUUAAAGAUUCUCCCCUUUCUCUCUUUGUCUCUCUUCUGCAGGCCGUGUGUUUAUACUGUGGGGUCUCCCGUAAACAACAGGGCCCUUUUUCCAUGCCAGGAGCCACCCGUUGCCAUGUCAACAUGGCAGGCUACAGUUCGAGCAGCUGCAUCUUUUGUUGUUUUAAUGAGUGGGGAAAAUUCUGCCAAGCCGACGCAGCUUUGGGAAGGGUGCUCAAGCUGGUAUUACUACGUAACCAUGCCGAUGCCAGCCUCCACCUUCACAAUUGCAGUGGGAUGCUGGACAGAAGUGAAGAUGGAGACGUGCUCAUCGGGUGAUUUGGCAACAGAGACACCCUUCUCACCUUCUGAGGCCGACUUCAGGCAUGUUGGUGUUUGCAGUCACAUGGAAUACCCCUGCCGCUUCCAGAAUGCUUCUGCCACCACCCAGCAGAUCAUUCCUCAUCGUGUCUUUGCCCCUGUGUGCCUCGCGGGUGCCUGCCAAGAGACCCUUCUGCAGCUGAUCCCUCCUUGCCUCUCAGCAGCACAUUCUAUUCUGGGAACACACCCGUUCUCUCGGCUGGAUGUUCUCAUCGUCCCUGCCAACUUUCCGAGUCUGGGGAUGGCCAGAUACCCAUACCAUCUC
Chlorocebus sabaeus (green monkey) is the source of this 1822-nucleotide messenger RNA. NCBI's taxonomy places the organism in Eukaryota, Metazoa, Chordata, Mammalia, Primates, Cercopithecidae. The record is from RefSeq and is a predicted model, not a curated record.